CCUCCUUUGUAGCGAGUUCCCGGCCCCUCUUCCUCCCCCCGCCCCCCAGCCCGGGCCCUCUCCCUCUCUGCCUUUCUUCCUGCCUCGCCUUCCUGCGGCGAAGGAGGCUCAUCUAUUAUAAAUGCACAUUCGGGGCUGACAUCAGCGACGAGCGGCGGGCGAGCGCCGACGAGCGGUCCCUGCGCGCUGCCCGUGCAGCGCUGCCCCCAGGCUCCGCCGAGCCUCCAGCCGGGCGCGGGGAGCGCGCGGGGAGCAGCCCCGGCCGCCAGCGCGCCGAGCGUCGUCCGACCCCCUGCCCGCCGCCGACUGGGACCCCCAGAGGACCCGGGCCGCAGCCCCCGCACAGCGCGCCCGCGCCCCCGCACCGCCGCGGAGUUUCUGCAUGACUGUCACAAAGAUGUCCUGGCGUCCGCAAUACCGUAGCUCCAAGUUCCGGAAUGUCUACGGGAAGGUGGCCAACCGGGAGCACUGCUUCGACGGGAUCCCCAUCACCAAGAAUGUGCACGAUAACCACUUCUGUGCUGUCAAUGCGCGCUUUCUGGCCAUCGUCACCGAGAGCGCGGGGGGCGGCUCCUUCCUCGUCAUCCCCCUGGAGCAGACUGGCAGGAUUGAACCCAACUACCCCAAGGUCUGCGGUCAUCAGGGUAAUGUCCUGGACAUCAAGUGGAACCCCUUCAUCGAUAACAUCAUUGCCUCAUGUUCUGAGGACACAUCGGUACGGAUCUGGGAGAUCCCCGAGGGUGGGCUGAAGCGGAACAUGACAGAGGCGCUCCUGGAGCUGCACGGGCAUAGCCGGCGUGUGGGGCUGGUUGAAUGGCACCCCACCACCAACAACAUCCUGUUCAGCGCGGGUUACGACUACAAGGUCCUCAUCUGGAACCUGGACGUGGGUGAGCCGGUGAAGAUGAUCGACUGCCACUCAGACGUGAUCCUCUGCAUGUCUUUCAACACCGACGGCAGCCUGCUCACCACCACGUGCAAGGACAAGAAGCUGCGUGUGAUCGAGCCCCGCUCUGGCCGCGUGCUGCAGGAGGCCAACUGCAAAAACCACAGAGUGAAUCGGGUGGUGUUCCUGGGGAACAUGAAGCGACUUCUCACGACAGGGGUCUCCAGGUGGAACACGAGACAGAUCGCCCUUUGGGACCAGGAGGACCUAUCUAUGCCCAUGAUUGAGGAAGAAAUUGACGGACUGUCCGGUCUCCUGUUCCCCUUCUACGAUGCUGAUACCCACAUGCUCUACCUGGCUGGAAAGGGAGAUGGAAACAUCCGGUACUAUGAGAUCAGCACUGAGAAGCCCUACCUGAGUUACCUCAUGGAGUUCCGCUCCCCAGCCCCCCAGAAAGGCCUAGGGGUCAUGCCCAAGCACGGACUGGAUGUGUCAGCCUGCGAGGUAUUCCGCUUCUACAAGCUGGUGACGCUCAAGGGCCUGAUCGAGCCCAUCUCCAUGAUUGUGCCCCGGCGGUCGGAUUCCUACCAGGAAGACAUUUACCCCAUGACGCCGGGCACGGAGCCAGCUCUGACCCCUGAUGAAUGGCUGGGAGGCAUCAACCGAGAUCCCGUGCUCAUGUCUUUGAAAGAAGGCUACAAGAAAUCCUCCAAAAUGGUAUUUAAGGCUCCCAUCAGGGAAAAGAAGAGCGUCGUGGUCAAUGGAAUAGAUUUAUUAGAAAAUGUGCCACCCAGGACAGAGAACGAGCUCCUCCGAAUGUUCUUCCGGCAGCAGGAUGAGAUUCGGAGGUUGAAAGAAGAGCUGGCCCAGAAGGACAUCCGCAUUCGGCAGCUCCAGCUGGAACUGAAAAACUUGCGCAACAGCCCCAAAAACUGUUAGCUCCAGGCUGGGCUGCUUUCUAAGGCCAUCGCCGUCGUUUCUACUCGUUCCUUAACUUCCCUUUAUCCAGUGACCCCAGAGACAGAGCCAGGACUGGAGCUGGGGAGCACCUGAGGACCCCAUCUGCCUUCUCAAGAACUGGAAGCUGAUCUUUGACCUCAUGCUAUCAGAGACCCCCCUCUCCUGGGGGCCUGCCACUGGCAGCACCUUUUCUUGCCACCCCAGGAGACUUCCCCUCUGCUGGGCAAACACCGCAGACUCUCUGAGGGGUGCCCUCAGUGAGCAGAGAGGAAAGCCAAGAUGCCAGGAGACUUAGAGCUUGAACUUUCCCCGGACGGAGGGGCCGGCAGGCCAUCGUAGCACUCCUGGCUGGGACUCACACAAUCCCUGAGGGGCCACACUGUAAGGGCUGGACUGCAGGCCUUGGUUGGUCUCCCCUACCCCGCCCUGUCUUUCCCUGAGAGCCCUGGAAGCCUGGCUAACCCUACCAGGGUUGCAAACAGCCCAGCUCCUUUCUGUCUCUUGCUCUCCCCUUCUUGUCUUCAGGGAAUUCAGAGAAUUGCUCACUAAGGCCAUAAUGACCCCCUGUCUUCCCAUGAUUCUCUUCAAAGCUCUUGUACACCCUUCCCCACUUGCUUCGUGAGGCAGGCAGGGUAGGGACUAGUGUUCCCAUCUUAUAAAUGAUAGCACUGUGGGUUGCAGGGAAGUGACUUGCUAAGUCCCUCAGCAGGUCAACUCUGGCCCCAGCCAGGGCCCACUCACUGCGUCAAGACGCCAAUCCCAUCCAGGGCUGUGGAGAGGAGGCGUCUGCCACACCAGUAGUGCCAAUGCCAUACUGCCCCGUGGAGGCCCUCACACCUGGCAUCCUGCAUCCUCCAGCCCCCACCCUCUGCUCUUGCCUGGCAGGGGACUAACUCCAGCUGAGAUGAGGCCUCUUGCUCCUGGAAGCUGAGGCUGAGGAGGGUGGAGCUUGGCCCUGAGAAAGGCAGAGCAGGGGCUGCCUGCUUCUGGAGAUGCUCCCAGUCUCUCCCACUGCUGUCUCCACACUCGGCCUUAUGCUUGUAGAAUGGCCAAACCCUUCACUCCCGGAUCGCACUUUAAAGUUUACACGAUCAUUUGGCACAUAGGAGCUCCCCUGAGCUUCACACCACCCCAGGACGCAGGAUGGAGUUCUCUCAUCUUGCAGGUGAGGAACUCAAAGUGGCCCCAGGUCAUGGGACUCUGGGGUGUCACAUGUCAUGUUGUCUUCUACACCUUUUCUUUUCUCCCUCCUUCUUGCCCUCCAUUUCCCAUGACCACACAGAGUCCAUGAACAUUGUUCUUCCUAGAAGAGUCACCGCUUGGGGGAGAGGUCUGGCCUGGGGAUCAGGAAUGUGUGUCCCCUCUCCUCUCAUUAGCUAGGAUCUGCUAGAUACAUAUUUCACACCCGCUUUCCCAUGGCCAUUCAACAGAACCUCAGUCCACACAGCCCAGGGCUCUCAAAACCCUGGGCAGGGAAAAGACCCCCACCCCUGGGGAUUUUCCUCCAAGAACUUUCCAUUCUCUUGGCCAGCUGAAGAGUGUCAACUCUCAUCUCCCCAUAUUUCUUGAGCCUUUUUUUUUUUCUUCCCCACAGACCUUUGCGGUCUUCUGUGAUUAUUUAUGCUGCCUCCCAAAAUAGAAUUGAAAUAAAAUGUUUUCAACUU
Messenger RNA from Condylura cristata (star-nosed mole), 3510 nucleotides. RefSeq names its product coronin, actin binding protein, 2B (gene CORO2B). Lineage: Eukaryota; Metazoa; Chordata; Mammalia; Eulipotyphla; Talpidae. Gene Ontology annotation, biological process: actin filament organization. The transcript is spliced from 12 exons. The coding region runs from base 383 to 1825 and encodes 480 amino acids. The record is from RefSeq and is a predicted model, not a curated record. Gene Ontology annotation, molecular function: actin filament binding.